Hydra vulgaris (swiftwater hydra) is the source of this 4017-nucleotide messenger RNA. RefSeq names its product cullin-associated NEDD8-dissociated protein 1. The record is from RefSeq and is a predicted model, not a curated record. Gene Ontology annotation, cellular component: nucleus. Gene Ontology annotation, biological process: SCF complex assembly; protein ubiquitination. Lineage: Eukaryota; Metazoa; Cnidaria; Hydrozoa; Anthoathecata; Hydridae.
UACUUGUAUAUGUUUUCCUCCAUAAAUUCAAGUUGGACUAAAAGCAAUUAAAAUUUCGAGGCGCAUGGGGAUUCAAAACUUUGUUUUUUAUAUUGCGUUUGUAUAGAGUUGCUUCUUCAAAUCUUUCUUUAAAAAUGGCUGCAACUUCUCCAUACCAUAUCGCAUCUCUUCUUGAUAAGAUGUCAUCAUCAGAUAAAGAUUUUCGUUAUAUGGCAACAAAUGAUUUAAUGAGUGAGUUGCAAAAGGAUUCAAUAAAGCUUGAUGAUGACCGUGAGAGAAUGGUUGUUCAGUCUCUCAUUCGACUGUUAGAAGACAAGAAUGGUGAAGUUCAAAAUCUUGCAGUAAAAUGUUUAGGUCCACUUGUACGGAAGGUAAAGGAACAACAAGUUGAAUGGAUUGUAGACACACUUUGUUCAAAUAUGAUAUCCUCAAAGGAACAGCUUAGAGAUAUAUCAAGCAUCGGAUUGAAAACUAUCAUUAAUGAAUUGCCAGUUGCUUCAUCACCUUUAUCUUCAAAUAUAUGCAAAAGAAUCACUAGUCGUUUAACAGAUGCAAUUGGAAAGAAUGAUGAUCAAUCAAUCCAACUUGAAGCUUUAGAUAUUCUUGGAGAUAUAUUAAGUCGUUUUGGAGGGCUUCUUGUUUUGUUUCACUCAGCAUUAUUGAAGAGUAUGCUACCUCUACUUACAAAUAAGAGAAUGGCUAUCCGAAAAAGAGCUAUUGUUACUCUUUCACAUUUGAUGAUAACUGCAAAUUCCACCGUAUUCAUUGACUUGAUGUUACAUUUAAUUAGUGAACUUCAAACCAAAAAUAACCAAGUCGAUGUUAGAACUUAUAUUCAUUGUAUUGGAUCUAUCUGCCGUCAAUCUGGUCAUCGAGUUGGAGAUCAUUUAGAUCGUGUAAUACCUAUGAUAAUUUCUUUCUUUUCUGAUGGAGACGAUGAACUUCGAGAAACAUGUAUUCAGACACUUGAAUCUUUUGUUUGUAAAUGUCCUAAAGAAGUAACACCAUAUGUUGGCAAAAUAACUGAUCUUUGUUUGGAAUAUCUUUGCUAUGAUCCAAACUACAAUUAUGGUGAAGAUAUCAAUGAUGGCUGCUCUCUUGAUACAAAUGAUGAUGAGGAUUUUGAUAAUGAAGACGAAGAUGAAUACAGUGAUGAUGAUGAUAUGAGCUGGAAGAUAAGAAGAGCUGCAGCCAAGUGUCUUGGAUCAAUCAUGAGUUCACGUCAUGAGCUUUUAAAUGAUUUUUACACGUGGAUUUCUCCUCGGUUAAUUUCAAGAUUUAAAGAAAGAGAAGAAAAUGUGAAAGCAGACAUCUUUCAAACGUACAUCUCUCUUCUUCGUCAAACGCGUACAAUGGCAUUAGGAGAUAAAACAAAAGAAAUCAAUGAUGGACCUCUGAAACUGUUAAGCGAGCAAGUUCCUACACUAAUAAGAUGCAUUUAUAAGCAACUUCAAGAAAAAAGUGUGAAAACAAGGCAAGGGUGUUUUGAGUUGUUGACAGAAUUAGUUACUGUAUUGCCUGGAGCAUUAUCAAAUCAUAUCGAGCUGAUAGUUCCUGGUAUUGCUUUUUCGUUAAAUGACAAAAAUUCAACAUCAAACAUGAAAAUUGAUACGCUGGCAUUUUUAGGAUUCAUAUUAACAAAGCACGAACCACAUAUUUUUUUCCCUCAUAUUUCAAAGCUGUUGCCUGCAGUUAUUGUUUCAAUUAAAGACCCUUUUUAUAAAAUUGCUUCUGAAGCAUUGAUUGUUGCACAAAAUGCUGUGGCUGUAAUGUGCUUGCUUGAGAAAUCUAUUUACUCUGAAUAUUUACAUGACCUGUACAAAGCAGUUUUUAGUCGACUUCAAGCAACUGAUAUUGAUCAAGAAAUUAAAGAAAAGUCUAUCACCUGCAUGGCACAAAUCCUGAGCUACAUGGGAGAUUCACUUUUAUUGGAAUUACCCUCUUGCUUACCAAUAUAUUUAGAACGUCUUCAAAAUGAAAUAACUCGACUCACAACUGUUAAAGCUCUAAUUCUGAUUGUCUCAUCUCCUCUAAAAUUAGAUUUGUCUUUACUUUUAAAUGAUGCUAUACCAAUUAUGUCUUCUUUUCUUCGUAAGAAUCACAGAGGCCUGAAGUUAUCUACAUUAACAUGCUUGGACACUUUUAUACAAAACUAUGGUGGAGUGAUGUCAAUGAAACAUUUUGAAGCUAUUUUAAACGAACUUGUUUCUUUAAUCAAUGAAGGUGAUCUUCAUAUCUCUCAGCUUGUUCUUUGUCUACUCACUUCUAUGAUAACUAAUAAGAAACAGUUAAUGCCUAUGAUCAAAAGUAAUGUUUUGCCAGUGGCACUUCAUCUAACUAGAUCUCCUUUGUUACAAGGCAAUGCAUUGAAAUCUAUGUUGUCCUUUUUAACGCAUUUUGUUUCAAGUGAAGAAAUAGAGUAUCAACCACUGAUAGAGAUGUUAACUGAAGUUAUUUAUCAUCCGACUAGUAAAACUUCCAAUUUAGUUGUCCACAAAAUGGCAUUUUACUCUAUUGCAAAAUGUGCUUCAGCCAUUACAUUAGCCUGUAAAGUUCAAGCAGAAAAUACAAUUUUAAAAUUAAUUUCAGAUAUUAAGAAUACUAAUUCAUCUGAUUCAAUUUGCUUGUUUGCACUUUUAACCAUUGGAGAAAUUGGGUCAAGCAUUGAUUUAAGCAACAAUCCUGAGCUAAAAACUGUUAUAGUCAAUUCGUUUGCAUCCGAAUGUGAAGAUAUCAAGUCUGCAGCAUCUUAUGCAUUAGGUCAUUUAUGUGUUGGAAACUUAACUGCCUACUUGCCAUUUAUAUUGGAUCAAAUUAAGAUGAAUACCAAGAGACAGUAUCUUUUGUUGCAUUCGUUAAAAGAGGUGAUUACUUGUCAGUCAGUAUCUCAAACUCCUUCUAUUCUUCAACCUUUUCUUCCGGCAAUUUGGGGUUUGCUAUUUUCACAUUGCGAAAGUAAAGAAGAAGGGACAAGAAAUGUAGUUGCUGAGUGUCUUGGAAAGCUAACGUUGAUAGAUCCUGUUAAUUUACUUGAACAGUUACAAGCUCGUUUGACCUCUCCAUCAUCUGUGAUGCGCAGUACUGUGAUUACGGCCAUUAAAUUUACUAUUAUAGAUCAACCACAACCAAUUGAUUUAUUAUUAAAACAAUGCCUACAUCUAUUUCUACAACCUCUUGUUGACACUGAUUUGAAUGUUCGUCGAGUAACUUUGGCAAUGUUCAAUUCAGUAGCUCACAAUAAACCAGGAUUAAUACGAGAUUUACUCGUCAAUUUGCUGCCGCAUUUGUAUAAUGAGACAAAAAUCAGAAAAGAACUUAUAAGAGAAGUUGAAAUGGGUCCUUUCAAACAUACUGUAGAUGAUGGUCUUGAUAUUCGAAAGGCAGCAUUUGAAUGCAUGUAUACACUGAUUGACUCAUGCUUGGACAGAGUGGAUAUUUUUGAAUUUUUAAAUCACGUUGAAGAUGGUUUGAAAGAUCACUAUGAUAUUAAGAUAUUAACAUACUUAAUGAUUGUUCGAUUAUCGACAUUAUGUCCAAUUGCAGUUUUACAGCAUCUGGAUCGUAUUAUUGAACCCCUUCGUAGUACAGUUCAGGCCAAAGUAAAAGCAAAUUCAGUCAAGCAGGAAUACGAAAAACAAGACGAACUUAAACGUUCUGUUUUAAGGGCUGUUGUUGCUCUCAAAAAUAUACCUGAUUCAGAUUUAAAUCCGAUAUUUGCUGAUUUUAUCUCUCAAAUUCGUUCAAACCCUGAAACUUCGAUGAUGCUUGAUUCUGUACAAACAGACUCAAAUAUUAUUUCCUCUUCUGAGAGUAUGGAUAACCUUUGAACAAACGAAAAAAAUUUCUACAAAGUAUGGAGAACGUAUGUGAUUGUUUUGUUACUGCUCAUCGUCAAUGUUUCGAGAAUAUAAAUGUUUUUGUUAUUUUUUUAACAUUCAAUUUAAACUUUAGAGACAGUUUGCUUGAUAAUCGGAGACUUAUAAAAAUCUGUUAUGAAUAAUGAUUGAUUUUUAGGAA